AGCUCCGCCAUUUGUGUUUUGGGAGAAGCGGCGGAAACGGUUGUCUCGGGUCGGUGCAGUUCUUUUUUCCCUGCAGAUAGUUUGGCAGCUAAAGGUGUGAAACAUCAAAUGUCUGAAAGACACGAAUCAAAGGUGAAAACAGAAGAGGAGGAUGAUAUGUCCUGUGGAGACCUGGGUGAUGGCCUUUGCAGGAAACCUGGCGGAAUUUAUGAACAGACAUCAGGUGCGAUUGCUGAGACCAUAAGAUCAAGACAUGGAUCAGAUGUCGAUGACUCUGUUUUUAGUACAAGUGUAACUGAAGAUGAGAAGAAUGCAAUUACAUCUUCCCACUGGACCAAAUACAAUAAUCUACACAAUUCAUUUCAUAAAGUAACAACUUCUGAUGGGACAAGUACAAGCAGGCGGUCGAGCAGCAAUGGUUCACAAGUUGAAAUCUCAAAUGAAGAGUUAAAAGUCAAGCUUCAGGAAGUUGUGGAGGAAGCAGAAUUUCUACGUUGUGAGCUUGAGGUAACACAACAGCAACUUGAAGGGAAAUAUGAAGCAUUAAAGAUACUACAGAGUAUGGCUGUGUUUGAUAAAGCUACUGCACAUACAAAGACAUUACUUCAAAAAACAGGCGAACGAAACAAGAUUUUAGAGAAGGAAGUGAAUAUAUUACAGUGGGAAAAUGAUUGGAAAUUGGAUAAAUUUAAGAAUUUGGAACAGAUCUGGAUUGGAAGAUAUGAUCGGAUAUGUAUUGAAAAUGCUGAACUUUCAAAAACUUUGGCGGCAAAAGAUAGUGAGAUUCGGAAUCUCAAAUCAGAAAAUACAAUUUUGAACCAGCAGUGUUCAGAAUUACUUGCAAUGCUUGAUGCAAAGGAUCAGCAAAUCUUCCAAAACACAUUGCCAGUAAACAAGAAAGGCUUCACUGAAGUUACAACAUUGGAGCUGGGAGUGCUUGGAGCGUGUCACUGUAAUGGUACUGGAGGAGAGCCCUGUGCUUGUGCCAGGAUGGCAGCUGCCACACGGAAACAGCUACUGCAACAGAAGCAAGAGUUUGAUCUUCAGAGAAAGCGAGAGGAAGAGGCCUACAUAGUGGCUGAUGCAUUUAGAAUUGCUUUUGAACAUCAAUUAAAAAGAACAAAUGAUCAAACUCUCCGAAUUAGUGAAGUGGAAAAACUGCAUAGAAAAGCUCCUAAGAAAGGGCUUGUUUGGAAUCAAAUAAAAGAAGAUCCUAUUCAGGGAACAAAAGUGAUUCAUUCAACACUUGGCCAAAAGUUGAAGGGUCUGUUCAGUUCCUCAACAGACCAAAAGAAUUUGGAGGUCUUGGAUGACACGCAGGAGGUGCUAAGGAUACUUAUAGACUUGUUAAAUGAUAAAGAGGAAGCUCUGGCACAUCAGCGGAAGGUUAGCUAUAUGUUGGCUCGACGUGUUGAGGAUCUAGAACGAAAGUCCUUGAGGAAGGAUACUGCAGCAACUGAAAUUUUUAAAGUUGAUAAUUGUCAAAAAAGAUUGAAUGAUUUAAAAAAUAAAUCUUUCCUAUCAACUGAUCGAAACCCAAGUGAACACAAGACAGUUUUGAGGACGAACUCUUCCCCUGCAGGUUACUUCAUGGGCAAUUGAAAAUUCAGCAUUUAUUAAAACAGAGCUUGUGGCAAGACAUUUGAUGGAACAAACAUUAGGACUGAAGCCAAAAAAAUUCCAUGAUGUUUGUUCAUAAAUGUAAGAAGACAUUCUUUCAGAAUGGACAUGAUAUCUAUUUUUUAAAUUAACUUGUAAAAAGACUUAAGAAUUGAUUUGUUUAAGCCACUUCUAGAGUUAUACAGCAUGGAAACAUGACCUUCAUCCCAAAUUGAACAAAUUCCACUUUCUUUUGUUUGGCCCACAUCCCUCCGAAACCUUUUCUCUUAGUGUACUUAACCAAAUGUCUUAAAUGUUGUAACUGUAUCUGCAUCCGCCGCUGCCUCUGGCAGCUCAUUCCAUAUAUGAACCAGUUUUUUUUUAAAAAAAUGGUUCUCCUUAUAUUCUAAAAAUUUUCUCCUCUCACAUUAAAAAUAUGCUCCAUAGUUUUGAACUCCCCCACUCUGUUAUUCACCUUAUAUAUGCCUGUCAUAAUUUUUUAAACCUCUAUAAGGUCACCCCAUAACCUCCUAUGCUCUGUGGAAAAAAACUUCAGCUUCUCCAACCUGUCCUUUUAACUCAAAACCUCCAUUCCUGGCAACAUCCUAAUUUGAUUUUGUUCUUAGUGAAAUAUUGGUGAUCUAAUGUAAAUAUUAAAAUGAGACAAGUCAAAGCUUUUCAUCUUGCACUUAUUAGGAGUGCAAGAUAGUGACACAAGAUAGUGACUUGACAAAGAAACACUAAAGAGCAUGGGAAGAGAAUGUUGAAUGAUUGGCAUUGUAAUCCAGUUGGAACAGCUAAUGAUCCAUUUCAGUUCUCAGACCAGCCAGCACUCUGGUAAUUCUUCCACUUAAACUGUAUAAAUAGGCUUCCCUUUUUUUUCUUAGUUUUGUUUUUUGCAUCCUAGCCCUGAUGAGUGCAAGACAGGAAGCUUCAACUAAUCUCUGUUUAUAGUUUCAGGCUGGCAAGCAAUUAUUUAGAGUCUAAUUAGUUUGCACAGUUUAAUUUGCCUUACAAAAUUAGUGAGUGACUUACUAAAUCUAAUUAUAUUCAUAUAUUGAAUGUACAAAUAUUUAUGAAUGCGACUUGGCACUUAACAUUA
This is a messenger RNA of Hemiscyllium ocellatum (epaulette shark), 2701 nucleotides long. RefSeq names its product coiled-coil domain containing 125 (gene ccdc125). Gene Ontology annotation, biological process: negative regulation of Rho protein signal transduction; negative regulation of cell motility. Lineage: Eukaryota; Metazoa; Chordata; Chondrichthyes; Orectolobiformes; Hemiscylliidae. The record is from RefSeq and is a predicted model, not a curated record. The coding region runs from base 109 to 1602 and encodes 497 amino acids. Gene Ontology annotation, cellular component: cytoplasm. The transcript has 12 exons.